Molecule: messenger RNA, 1573 nt
Organism: Castor canadensis (American beaver)
Lineage: Eukaryota; Metazoa; Chordata; Mammalia; Rodentia; Castoridae
Source: RefSeq, a predicted model, not a curated record
AUGUGUAGAGAAGCCCAAGGGAAAAGGCAGGAAGAAUGUGUGCCCCCCAUGCCCCAGACCCUGACACCAGAGCUUGUCUUUUCCAGCAGGGGGUCCAGGUCUGAGUAUCUCUUGGGGACCUGGGACACAAAGAGGGAAGAAAGUGCCCAGUCAGUGACGCAGCCUGGAGCUGGAGGCUCAUGUGUGCCAAGAGAUUCUUCAAAAGUUAGAGCCUGUGGGGCUGCCAAGAAGAAAAUGGGCACCCUUUUAGAUUGUCCUGGGGUCCCUCUAUGCAGGCCAGACUGGCCUCGACUUCGUAAUCCUGCUCCGCAGCCUCCUGAGUUUGGGAUUACAGGCAUGUGCCGCCACAACGGGCUCAAUUUAAUUCUAAGUUGUUUACUUUUCAGAAAACAUUUUGAUGCUAAAUUACAAUCAGAGUCAACUAAUAGUGGAAAAAACAAGAGAGAUGCAGAUUGUGAAGGCACAGAUGAACCUAUUUUUGGAAAAAAGCCCAGGAUAGAAGAGUCAAUAACUGAAGACUUAAGUUUGGCAGACCUGAUGCCCCGGGUCAAGGUGCAGUCAGUUGAAACUGUUGAAGGAUGUACACAUGAGGUUGCGCUUCCUGCAGAUGAGGAUUAUUUACCACUUAAACCUCGAGUUGGAAAAGCAGCAAAGGAAUACCCAUUCAUUCUUGAUGCUUUCCAAAGAGAAGCCAUUCAGUGUGUUGAUAAUAAUCAGUCUGUCUUAGUAUCUGCACAUACAUCAGCAGGAAAAACUGUUUGUGCUGAGUAUGCCAUUGCAUUGGCCUUAAGGGAAAAACAGCGUGUAAUAUUUACCAGCCCAAUUAAGGCUCUGAGUAACCAGAAAUACCGUGAAAUGUAUGAAGAAUUUCAAGAUGUUGGUCUGAUGACUGGAGAUGUUACUAUUAAUCCUACAGCAUCUUGUCUUGUUAUGACUACAGAGAUUUUGAGAAGUAUGCUGUAUAGAGGUUCUGAAGUUAUGCGAGAAGUUGCUUGGGUCAUAUUUGAUGAAAUUCAUUACAUGAGAGAUUCAGAGCGUGGUGUAGUAUGGGAAGAGACUAUUAUUUUGCUUCCUGAUAAUGUUCACUACGUCUUUCUUUCGGCUACUAUUCCAAAUGCCCGGCAGUUUGCUGAAUGGAUUUGUCAUUUACAUAAACAGCCUUGUCAUGUAAUUUACACAGAUUAUCGGCCUACUCCAUUGCAACACUACAUUUUUCCAGCAGGGGGAGAUGGCCUUCACCUUGUGGUUGAUGAAAAUGGUGACUUCAGAGAAGAUAACUUUAAUACUGCAAUGCAAGUGCUUCGAGAUGCAGGUGAUUUAGCAAAAGGAGACCAGAAGGGGCGGAAGGGAGGAACCAAAGGACCAUCAAAUGUGUUCAAGAUUGUUAAAAUGAUUAUGGAAAGAAAUUUUCAACCUGUAAUUAUUUUCAGUUUUAGUAAAAAAGAUUGUGAAGCUUAUGCUCUUCAAAUGAAAAAUUAGAUUUCAACACAGAUGAAGAAAAAAAGAUGGUUGAAGAAGUAUUUAGUAAUGCAAUUGACUGCUUGUCUGAUGAAGAUAAAAAGCUCCCUCAGGU